This is a messenger RNA of Protopterus annectens (West African lungfish), 945 nucleotides long. RefSeq names its product FKBP prolyl isomerase 1B (gene FKBP1B). The transcript has 4 exons. Gene Ontology annotation, molecular function: peptidyl-prolyl cis-trans isomerase activity. Lineage: Eukaryota; Metazoa; Chordata; Ceratodontiformes; Protopteridae. The record is from RefSeq and is a predicted model, not a curated record. The coding region runs from base 177 to 503 and encodes 108 amino acids.
UUACGUUUCACCAGCGUAGUUUCUUGGAAAGGCGAACCCACGUUUGGAAGGUGGCAGUAGCUGUGUUGUUAAGGAAUCAUAUAUCUAAGUACCAUACGAACUCCUACGGAGAGAAUCCCUUGUGCAAAAGUGUAACGGUUGUGCUACAUCGUUUUUACACUUAAGACGACAGAAUAAUGGGAGUAGACAUUGAGACAAUAUCACCAGGAGACGGUAGAACAUUUCCCAAGAAAGGCCAGACCUGCGUUGUACAUUACACAGGAAUGCUGCAGAAUGGGAAGAAGUUUGAUUCAUCAAGAGACAGAAACAAGCCUUUCAAAUUCAAAAUUGGCAAAUCAGAAGUAAUUAAAGGCUGGGAGGAUGGAAUUGCACAGAUGAGUUUGGGGCAGAGAGCUAAGCUGACCUGCACACCUGACGUGGCCUAUGGAGCUACAGGCCAUCCUGGUGUGAUUCCUGCCAAUGCUACUCUCAUUUUUGAUGUGGAGCUACUCAAGAUAGAGUAGCUGCCUCAGGGAAGACCAUGUAAGAUGCCUGUGGAAACUCUCUUCAUUCACCUCCAGGAGAAGUCUUCACAGUAAUAAGGAAAUAAACACCCUGCCCAUCACCUGCUUUCCUGCUAGUGAUGCCUGCAGUUUAUUUUUUAAGCCAUCCUUGUAUAUGUUCCUUCGUAGCUUUUUUUGCAUUAAAGUUUUUUGAUUGUGCUGCGUUUUGGAAAAUGUACAUUUUAUUUAAUUUGCACUCAGUUAAAACAAAUGUCAAAUUCCUUUUUAAAAAACACUGCCUUAUUAUAUACUUAAAAACCAAUGAAAGGUGCACACAACUAAAUAAAAUGUACAGAUGUUUGUACACAAGAUGGGCAUUAGCAAACAGAACUGCCUGUGCUGCCACUCCUUUUCAGAAUGUAAAAUAUACUUAAAAUAAAUUUCACUGUUACGAACCUGUAAA